Aspergillus oryzae RIB40 is the source of this 1026-nucleotide messenger RNA. RefSeq names its product recombinase DMC1. Gene Ontology annotation, molecular function: single-stranded DNA binding; DNA strand exchange activity; ATP-dependent DNA damage sensor activity. Gene Ontology annotation, cellular component: condensed nuclear chromosome. The coding region runs from base 1 to 1026 and encodes 341 amino acids. The transcript has 7 exons. The record is from RefSeq and is a predicted model, not a curated record. NCBI's taxonomy places the organism in Eukaryota, Fungi, Ascomycota, Eurotiomycetes, Eurotiales, Aspergillaceae. Gene Ontology annotation, biological process: DNA recombinase assembly; reciprocal meiotic recombination; DNA strand invasion.
AUGCGUACUACUUUCCUAGUACCGAAACCUAAUGCAUCGAUAGGCCAUGAGUCCAGCAGCUGCCCCCGUCCUCGUACUACCGAGAGGGUCGGUGCCGCCGAUAUCACAAAAUUGAAGACCAAUGGCUUCUAUACUGUUGCUUCCGUUCAUGGGGCUACCCGAAAGACCCUUCUGAAGAUUAGAGGCUUCAGUGAGGUCAAAGUUGAAAAGAUCAAGGAUGCCAUCAACAAGUGUUUGCCAUCUGCGUCUGGAUUCAUCACGGCAAUGGAGUUGAGCCAUCAGCGGAAGAGAGUGGUUCGUAUCUCAACGGGGAGCAAGCAAUUUGAUGCUAUAUUGGGAGGUGGUUUCCAAAGCAUGAGUAUCAGCGAAGUCUUUGGGGAAUUCCGGUGUGGCAAGACACAGCUAUCACAUACUAUGUCCGUCGUGGCACAGCUUCCAAAGGAAAUGGGCGGUGCAGACGGCAAAGUUGCUUACAUUGAUACCGAAGGCACGUUCAGACCAGAGCGUAUUGCUCAGAUUGCCGAACGAUUCGGCGUUGACGCUGACUCGGCUCGGGAAAAUAUUGCCUAUGCGCGAGCUCUUAAUAGUGAACAUCAGCUAGAAUUGUUGAAUACCCUGAGCAAAGAGUUCACUGGUGGAGAAUAUCGCCUUUUGAUCAUUGACAGUAUCAUGAAUUGCUUCCGGGUGGAUUACUGUGGGCGUGGAGAACUUGCGGACCGUCAGCAGAAGCUUAAUCAGUUUCUGAUGAAGCUCGCCCAUAUGGCUGAAGGUUUAUACUCCUGUUCUGGCCCUUUGAUAUGUGGACUGACUGGAUAUCACUUUAGAAUUCAAUGUUUGCGUCCUAAUGAUGGACGCAAGCCUGUGGGUGGCCAUGUCCUAGCGCAUGCAUCCACAACUCGAGUUCUUCUCCGCAAAGGCCGCGGAGACGAACGUGUUGCAAAAAUUCAGGACUCACCAGAUUGUCCGGAGCAAGAAGCGACCUACGUGAUCACUAAUGGCGGUAUCAAUGAUCCCGAUAAGGUGUAG